GAGAUUUGCGGCGUUUGCAUCGUUUGUUUGAAGGACCGCCGAUUCACCACAUAUACAGCUCUUUAGAUCAUGCACUUCAUUGUACUUGAAGGUAUAUAUGCUAUAUACUCUGUCUUCCUUGCAGAUGAGGUCACCGAGAUUUUCUUCGAUGCAGUAAUUCAUUGAAGCUGACUGGAACUUAGAAAGCGCUGGGGUUCUACGUCAACUUCUCAUCCAACCAUUUAGGCCAGAUUGAGAACACCCAAGAACAAAACAUGCUGGAAAUGACCAGCUCUAUUUUGUUCACCUAGAUUGCACACGCGAUUGGCCUGAGAAGUCUGUGGUCAUAUUCCUGUAGUGACUAGCUACACCUCAGCAAGGCCUCAAGGAUACGAGCAUAAAUAUCAUCACUUCACAUUUAUUUCAUAUAUGAUCGGCCUAGAACCACCUUGAUAUCGUGACAAUGUUUGCUCCGCUUGGCUUAUUCAAGGAUAUCCCCUGUCCUCAGGGCCAGGAAUGCGCUCUCUUAACUUGCAUGUUCUCUCACGAAAUCACCAACCCACCCGCAGAGGUCGACAAAAGCGCCAAGAGUACGCAGUCAGAGAAGGAGCCUACAACUACUCAGGAGUCUCCGCCACCGAAGAAACAAAAGCUGCAGGUAACGGCUGAGGCUGACAGGGUGAAGAAGGAAGACAAGCCUUCACUUUCGCUUCAGUACGAAACUAGUGAUCAAAGAGUUACACCAGCAAAGAAGGUCAGCACCAAGGCCCAACCAACAGGCCAAAACCCUGCGAAACUCCAUUCGAUAUCCAGGGACAUCUCACCGCCUCCUUCCAAAGCAGAGCCUUCAACAGCGAAACAUGAUGUAUCGGCAUCUGCAAAACCGGAGCAACGACCUCCGCUACGCAAGGCUCCUCGUGAGAGUCUGAAUCCUAGGAUGUUGGCCAAAGCGCCGGUGUCUCAUGGCGUGCGGCUGUCUAUUUUGACGAAGCUUCAUGCUGCUAUGUCUGCUUUGAAUGACAAGAUAGCAAAGGACAAAGAAAAUAAGGAUAAAAGCAUAGUCCUUACCCCAAAUGAGCUCAUCACGAUGGCUCUAGAUGAAGAGGAAAAGACGGCAAAAGGGAAUGCGAGUGUAUACGGCAAUGUCAUCAAACUCCGCAUCGUUAAACUCUCGAAGAUGAGCAAAGAGGAUUGGGUGAAAGAUGUCAAAGCUUAUCUAAAUGAGAAAUAUUACAAGACAGCACCGAGUGAAGCAGAUCAGAAGUCGGCUGUUCUUACAACUGGCCUGAGCAUCAAAGAGGAAAUAGCAAUUGCGGGAAGACUAGUCACGCCUCUUGAAGGAUUGGAACAAUAUGGCUAUGUGACCAAACCGCCCACAGAUGAAGAGAUUGAGGGCGCAAGAAAAGGGGUCAUUGAGUCUAAAGGAUGGGAAAAGUGUGACCGAUGUGGUGGACGAUUCCAGGUCUUUCCUGGCCGCCGUGAGGAUGGUUUGUUAACAACAGGAGGGCAAUGCACAUACCACCCUGGCAAGCCGUUCUAUCCUCCGAAGAAGCGGACAGAUCAUAUUACUGGCCACAAGGAGGCCUACUACACUUGCUGCAAUGAGACCCUAGGGACUUCUUCUGGAUGCACUAAAGGCGAUACCCAUGUCUUCAAGGUGUCGGAGGCCAAACGACUAGCGUCCAUUCUUCAGUUUGAAAAGACUCCAGUGCAGCCAGAUAAGGGCCCCCUUCCACCAGUAUGCUUCGACUGCGAGAUGGGAUACACCACUUUGGGGCUGGAGCUGAUCCGGCUCACUGCUGUUAGUUGGCCCGAGGGCAAGGAGCUCCUCGAUGUUAUUGUCAGGCCCAUGGGGGAGAUCCUCGACCUCAAUUCGCGGUUUUCCGGUGUUUUCCCCGAACAUUACAAUAACGCGGCUCCCCAUGAUGGCUCAGCUGCACCGACCACUGCAUCUGUCAGCGAGGAUGGAGAGGUUAAGUUAACGCCUUUACAGGUGAUGGAAUCUCCCGCGGUAGCAAGGACUUUGUUGUUCAAGCUGCUACAGCCUGAGACGCCUUUAAUUGGCCAUGCCAUUGACAAUGACCUCAACGUUUGCCGUAUUAUCCAUCCUACCGUUAUUGAUACCGUUAUACUGUACCCAGUGGGGGCGGGCCUACCCAACCGCAUGAGUCUCAAAACCCUAUCCAGGAAAUACCUUGAUAGGCACAUACAGACUGGAGGGAACCGUGGGCAUGAUUCCAAAGAGGACGCGAUUGCUACAGGGGACUUGGUCCGGGUCAAGGCCGCAGAAGCCUGGAAGGUGUUAAAGACGAAGGGAUGGACUGUCCAGGAUGAUAAACUUGUGCCUCCUCCCGGCGUAACAGAAGAUACUGGCCCGAUAUGGCGACUUGGACUUGGAGCCGGGCAGAAGAGGACUAGCUCAGAUUUAGGUUAACUUAGGAUGGCCACAUCAUAGCUGACUUUACUAUAUGAUACCCGACGAAACGCAAUUUCCGUGCAAACUACGCGAGAAUGAAGGAACAAAUGGGUGAUAGAUGGAUCAAUUCAAAUCUACCAGUCGUAACGUCAUGAGUAGAAGUCUUACACCAACACGGGGAUGUGACGAGGCUAGCCAUGGAAUGCCGCCUUUUCAGGUUGAGGCAACCCGGCGGGCAUAUCACGCCGCAGAGCCGUGCUGAUGCGCUCCCGACCAACCGCAUCUAUAUACCCUCCAGACCGGACCUAUAGCACGGACUCCCAUUAAGAUAUCGCUCCCGUCCAAAUCUGGAAACCCCCUGAUGUGAGCGUACUCGAGCCUGGCCGAUUUUUUUAAUUUUUAUCCGAGAGAGGAGACAUUUACUCCUCAUCCUCGUCAGCCUCCUCGCUGGCGACGUUGUAGAAGCGGAGCUCGUAGACACCCUUGGAGGUGGCGACAACGCGGAGCCAGUCACGGAGCUGCUGCUUCUUGAGGUACUUCUUGGUCCUGAAUGGCCGUCAGUAUUACGGGUCGUGGCUAUCAUGCGACGGAUGCGAGGCAACUUACAAGUACUUGAGGUAACGACCAGAGAAGGGGAUGUGGGCAACAACCUCGAUCUUGCCAUCACCGACCUGGGAGAUGACGACCUUGUCACCGAGGUUGCCGACACGGCCCUCGACCUUGAUGCGGUCGUGAAGGAACUUCUCGAAAGCG
This is a messenger RNA of Aspergillus pseudotamarii, 3148 nucleotides long. RefSeq names its product putative RNA exonuclease Rex3 (gene rex3). The record is from RefSeq and is a predicted model, not a curated record. The coding region runs from base 443 to 2413 and encodes 656 amino acids. NCBI's taxonomy places the organism in Eukaryota, Fungi, Ascomycota, Eurotiomycetes, Eurotiales, Aspergillaceae. Gene Ontology annotation, molecular function: exonuclease activity; nucleic acid binding. The transcript has a single exon. Gene Ontology annotation, cellular component: nucleus.